This is a messenger RNA of Aspergillus clavatus NRRL 1, 1176 nucleotides long. Its product is annotated as oleate delta-12 desaturase. The record is from RefSeq and is a predicted model, not a curated record. NCBI's taxonomy places the organism in Eukaryota, Fungi, Ascomycota, Eurotiomycetes, Eurotiales, Aspergillaceae. The transcript has 3 exons. Gene Ontology annotation, biological process: lipid metabolic process. Bases 1 to 1176 code for a protein of 391 amino acids. Gene Ontology annotation, molecular function: oxidoreductase activity.
AUGGCUGAAGCUGAAGUCCGCAAGAGAACCCCCGAGGCCGAGGCCGUCGUCCCCCAGGACAACACCCCCAGCCUCAAAUCCCUCAAGGAUGCCAUUCCCCAGGAGUGCUUCGAGUCCUCGCUAGUCACCUCGCUGCUCUACCUCGCCCGUGACAUCCUCUACUGCGCCGUGCUGGCCUAUGGCGCCUUCCACAUCCACCUCCUCCCCUCGUUGCCGCUGCGCAUCGUCGCCUGGGCCGCCUACACCUUCUUCCAGGGCUGUGUCGGCACGGGGCUCUGGAUCCUGGCCCACGAGUGCGGCCACGGCGCCUUCUCGCGCUACCCGCGCAUCAAUGACUUCAUCGGCUGGGCGGCGCACUCCUUCCUGCUCGUGCCCUACUUCUCGUGGAAGAUCACCCACGCCCGCCACCAUCGCUACACCGGCCACAUGGACCGCGACACCGUCUUCGUGCCCUGGACGGCCGAUCAGCUCGCCGCGAAGAAGAACGUCCGCCUCGACCAGCUGCGCCACCUCGCCGAGGAGACCCCCAUCGUCACCUUCGUGCAGCUGCUCGGCCACCAGCUCGGUGGCUGGCAGCUCUACCUGCUCACCAACGCCACCGCCGGCGCCCUGUCCUGGCCCGAGGGUACCCCCAAGACCGGCGUCGCCAGCCACUUCAACCCCGUCGGCGCCCUGUGGACCCCCGCCCAGCGCCUCUCCAUCGCCCUCUCCGAUCUGGGCCUGCUGAUCAUGGGCGCUGUGCUGUGGUUUGCCAGCACCCGCAUCGGCGUCGCCAAUGUCAUCCUGCUGUACUUUAUCCCGUAUCUGUGGGUUCACCACUGGCUGAUCGCCAUCACCUACCUCCAACACACCCACCCGGCCCUGCCGCACUACACGGCCGAAACCUGGACCUACACCAAAGGCGCGCUGGCCACCGUCGACCGCACCAUGGGCUUCAUCGGGCGCCACUUCUUCCACGAGAUCAUCGACUACCACGUCGUGCACCACCUGUUCAGCCGGAUCCCGUUCUACGAGGCCGAGCGUGCGACGCGCGCCAUCCAGCCGUUGCUGGGCGCGCAGUACAACGAGGACAAGCAGGAGAGUUUCCUGGGCUCGUUGGUGAGUACGUUCCGGAGCUGUGUGUAUGUAGCGCCGAGUGAGCCGGGCGUGUUGCAUUUUGUGACGCGGAGGGAGUAG